CCGGGGAUUGAUACCAGAUUGCUUCUUACCUGGUCGAACUCCACAAGAGCUGAAACUUCAUCCUCUCUCAGGGAGGAGAGCUGAAGGAGAGGUGGUGGGUUUUCGGAGGAUGGGGAUCAACAAGAAGACCUUGGCAAUCACCCUCUUCUUCCAACUGCUUUCCUCGGUCGCAUGCUUCAGUCGGAGCGAUUUCACUUCCACUUUCCUCUUCGGCACCGCAACCUCUUCUUAUCAGAUUGAAGGUGCAUAUUUAGAAGGUAACAAGAGUUUGAGCAAUUGGGAUGUUUUCACUCACUUACCAGGAAAAAUUAAAGAUGGGAGAACUGGUGACAUUGCUGAUGAUCAUUAUCAUCGAUACAUGGAAGAUAUUAGCUUAAUGCAUUCCCUUGGCGUUAACUCCUACAGAUUCUCCAUGUCAUGGUCAAGAAUUCUUCCAAGAGGUCGAUUUGGGGAUGUAAACCCAGUUGGAAUAAAAUUCUACAAUAGGAUUAUUGAUUCCCUUUUAAUCAAAGGAAUACAACCAUUCGUAACGCUGAACCAUUUUGAUGUACCUCAAGAACUUGAAGACCGGUAUGGUUCAUGGUUGAGUCCACAAAUAAGGGAAGAUUUUGGACAUCUUGCAGAAGUAUGUUUCAAGGAAUUUGGUGACAGAGUAAAAUUCUGGACCACAUUCAAUGAACCAAACCUUUUUGUAAAAUUUAGUUAUGCGUUUGGAAAGUAUCCCCCAGGCCGUUGUUCAGAACCAUAUGCGAACUGUACUACUGGAGAUUCUGAAGUCGAACCAUAUAUAGCUGCCCACAAUAUUAUCUUAUCACAUGCAACUGCAGUUGAUAUCUAUAGAAAAAACUAUCAGGUCAAACAAGGUGGAUCCAUUGGGAUAGUGAUCACCUCAAAGUGGUAUGAGCCAUUGACAAAUUCAACAGCUGAUUGUUUGGCAACUCAACGAGCUUUAUCUUUCGAAGGGCCAUGGAUUUUAGACCCCAUACUUCUUGGCGAUUAUCCAUCAGAAAUGCAUGAAGUCCUAGGUUCAAGAUUGCCCAUAUUCACCUACGAAGAGAAGAAAUUAUUGCUGAACAAAUUGGACUUUAUUGGAAUCAACCAUUACUCCACCAAUUAUGUGAUGGACUGUAUGCUCUCUUCAUGUGAUUUGGAUGGCUACAUGAGAGAUGCAUUAAUAGCCACCACCGGAUACAAAGAUGGAGUGCUGAUUGGAGAACCGACUGCCUUGCCAACAUAUUAUGCGGUUCCAUAUGGUAUAGAAAAAAUGGUCCGGUACAUCAUGGAAAGAUAUAACAAUGUACCUAUGUACAUUACGGAAAAUGGUUAUGCACAAGGAAGCAGCGGUGCCUUUACAAAGGAAUUGAUCAAUGACACAGAGAGGAUAAAAUUUAUGCACUCCUACCUCACCUUUUUGUCUGCUGCCAUAAGCCAAGGAGCUGAUGUGAGAGGUUACUUCUCUUGGUCUCUUCUAGAUAAUUUUGAGUGGGCAUUUGGUUAUACCGUCAGAUUUGGACUCUUUCAUGUUGACUACAAGACACAAAGAAGAACCCCAAAGCUAUCUGCUAAAUGGUACAAGAAAUUUCUCAGUGGUAAAAAGCUACAACUGAGGACGAGCACUCAAAAUAAUGAGAUUUAAUUCCCCUUUCGAGGUGAAGUUGCUAGAUCAUAUUGUUUGAGAAACCUUGUGCACAUGUUGAAGAAUAUUGAGAAAAAAUUAUUGAAAACAUUCAGAAACGUCAAGAAUGUAAGAUAUAUUUUAAAUAUAUCUUAAUAGUCAGCUUCACUUUUUGUUAUCGUUAUGUACAAACAUUACUAUUGUGUGGUAAUGUAUUAAGAUAUUGUGCUGAACAUAAUGUUCAUUUUA
Molecule: messenger RNA, 1864 nt
Organism: Musa acuminata subsp. malaccensis (wild Malaysian banana)
Lineage: Eukaryota; Viridiplantae; Streptophyta; Magnoliopsida; Zingiberales; Musaceae
Product: beta-glucosidase 18
Biological process (GO): carbohydrate metabolic process
Molecular function (GO): beta-glucosidase activity
Source: RefSeq, a predicted model, not a curated record